This is a messenger RNA of Seminavis robusta, 2728 nucleotides long. NCBI's taxonomy places the organism in Eukaryota, Bacillariophyta, Bacillariophyceae, Naviculales, Naviculaceae. The record is from the annotation of a GenBank genome assembly.
CUUCAACUCAUUACAGGACUGUAACACGUCGCCAUGUAUGUCUCCAUUGGAGCACGAAAGACUGUGAGACGGAAGACGGAACAUGCCAAUGUUCUUUUCCGCUGAGCAGCCUUGAUCUCACCACACCGCCACCGGUCCCACCACAAUUGACUUCUUUUUCUCUCUUCUUUUCGAUACGUGCUACACAGUGUAGUAGCCAGCCAGCGCCACAAGAUCCCCUUGUUGAGGUAUCUGAGGUUACUUCAUUUGAUCCUUGCAGUCUGCCAUACCUGCUCCUUGCUACUGUAUUUACAAAGAUCCAUUGAAUUGAAUUGAAUUGAAUUGAAUUGAAUUGAAUUGAAUUGAAUUGAAUUGAACCAUGUCAACAGCCGCCAAAGCCGAGAAAGACAGUGAGCUGCAGCAGGCAAGACAGUUGCUGGUAGACGUGGGUGUCAUUGAAGAUGAAGUUGCCAAGAUCAAGGCACAUGUGGCUGCUGCUAAGGAAGUCAAGCCUCGAUCUACUCAAGAUGUCUCUUCAGCUAAUGGAGACGACGUGAAAAAGACGAAAGAAGAGGAAAACAUCCGUCUCGAGAAGGAGCAAGGAAAGGCUCUUGAAAAGCCAACGGAUCCUCUUUCUUCCGCCUUGACCAAGCGAAAUGAAGCCAAGGGUACAUUGGUCAAGACCAGAUUGCCCAUGCCACAAAGUGUCACCAAUGCACAGAAUGCGCUUCCUUUGCAAAAGGCCGUUUUGACCGUCGAAAAGAUGGGAGCCAUUCCUGCAGGAGCGGCAGCCUCACGAGGUGCCGGGCAAGCUCCCACCGGUCGUUCGGCGGCGGCAAACGAUUCGAAUCAUCCAACAACUGCCGCUCGUAUUCCCAUGACAAAUCUGACACGAACACCCGUUGGUCGGCAACAACCACCUUCCGAACCCGGUGCCAUUGCCAUUCUAGGGGACGCGGGAUUGGACAAUGAGGACCUGGAGAAUGCGGAACACGCCAUGAACAAUCUCAGUGGCACACGGCCGUAUUCCAGCGGAGCCUUUAACGCCGAUGAUCAUUUGGUGUCGGCUCAUUUGGUACCCGGCGAGGAGGAUGACCCCCAAGAACAAUCGCCCCGACGACAACCCUCGGAAAACGAGGUCUAUGCCGUGGCCACGGUGGCACGAGACAAUAGUCGUCUCUAUGUGGGCGGAGGCAUCGUGGCCGUCGUCGUUGCCCUUAUUGUGGUUCUGGCAACGACACUCUCGGGAAACAACAAGGACAACGCCAACACUAAUAAUGAGGAACGCAGUAAUGGAAUGGAGGCACCGUACAAUGUGACCCAACCUACAACGUACAAUGUGACUGUACAAGUUCCACCCGAACCGUCCUAUGAAGAAUCCCUCCAGUACGGAAACACCAUGAAAGGUCCCGGAAACGACAAUCGAUUCGGUGCACCCCUGGCAAUGAGUGAUGCCGGGGAUAUUCUUGCCGUCGGGGCUCGUGAGAACAGAGAUGUCGCCGUCGACUCGGGAAUGGUGAGAAUCUUUCAAGCGAAAAACAAGACCGAUGACGCCACCAACGAAACCAAAAUUACGUGGGAACAACUGGGCAAUGCUCUUUUUGGGCAAACCCAAGGAGACGAAUUCGCAUAUAGUGGAAUGGCCAUUUCCGGAGAUGGCACGCGAUUGGCCGUGGGAGCACCCUAUUUUGAUGUCGUGACGACGACGACGACAUUUGCCAAUGGUACUACCACUCCUGCCGUCUUGGAGGAUGCCGGGACGGUGCAAGUCUUUCAGCUCGUGGACACUACGUGGUCCAAGAUUGGACAAGCCAUGGAAGGAUUGCAGGCCGGUGACGUUUUUGGUCGCGCCGUGGCCAUGAGUCAAGAUGGAUCCAUUGUCGCGGGAUCGUCCUAUGAAAGUAGCGAAAAUGGAUUUGCUUCGGGGAAUGUCCAAGUCUUUCGGUCGCGAGAAGAAGACGAUAGUACUGUGAUUGGAUGGGAUCCCAUGGGCCAAAUAUUGGUAGGCCGUGCCGAACUGGAUCGACUCGGUCGGGCGCUUGACAUGUCGGCCGAUGGCAUGCGGUUCAUUGCCGGAGCCACGCAGUUCAAGGGUGAGGGACCUGGAUAUGCCCAAGUGUACGGGUUUAACGGCACGCAGUGGAAUCAGAUUGGACAGGAUAUUGUAGGAGAAACGGAACAAAGCGUCUUUGGAAGAGAUGUGGCCAUGAACCAAGAUGGAUCCAUUGUGGCUUGCGGAGCCAACUUGGAUCAGUCCAAUGGUUUGAAAGGCUCAGGAUUGGCUCGCAUGUAUCGUCUCGACACCAGUUCUGAGCAAUGGGUCCAAAUGGGACAGACCAUUCUCGGCGCAGAAGAAGGAGAUGGACUGGGUGUGACGGUAGAUUUGUCAGCGGAUGGUAUGCGUGUUGCGAUUGGAGCGCAGCAAAAGAAGACCAGCGUUGGAUAUGUUCGCGUCCUGGAUUACGACGAAGCAUCCGACAUCUGGAUCGACGCCGGACAAAACAAUCUGACAGGAGCAUUCCACUUGGACAAGUUUGGGUCGGAUGUCCAGCUGUCGACGAACGGACAGUUCCUAGCCGUGGGUGCCAUCGGGGCAGACUCGAAUGGCGAUGAUAGUGGACACGUACAAGUGUUUGAGUUGAGUUGAGUUGACCAACUUUGGAGCUUUUGCCUCGUGUCAACGCGUCUGAAAAUGUGACAGCAAUCUGUAGAUAACCUCCCUACAAUACAACCCCUUAUCAUGUUCUCG